AUGACCCCUUCCCCCAGGCGGGCUCGGGUGCACUUCAAGGCGAGCUAUAUCAACCUGUGUCGGGUGCCGACGGCAUCAAUGGCGGGUCCUGCAGCGACUGGGACCGACGAAACAACCGGUGUGAAGCAUCGUAUAGUAGCUAUUCGUAGUCAGAUUGACCUUGUCUAUGUCGAACCGAAGCCGGCGUGUCCGUCAACGCUCCCCGCGGUCAUCCCGGUAAUUCGAGAGUAG
This is a messenger RNA of Coprinopsis cinerea okayama7#130, 231 nucleotides long. RefSeq lists its product as hypothetical. The coding region runs from base 1 to 231 and encodes 76 amino acids. The transcript has 2 exons. NCBI's taxonomy places the organism in Eukaryota, Fungi, Basidiomycota, Agaricomycetes, Agaricales, Psathyrellaceae. The record is from RefSeq and is a predicted model, not a curated record.